AUGUCAGGUAUCUGGCUUCGGUCAUGUGCUUGCGAACCACAGAUUCAGUACGGCCUAGUUUCGGUCUCACGCAGUAUACUGGACCUCAUGGCCAUCAUUGAUUGUGUAGAAGCAGCAUUUCCAUUUGCUGAUAUCAUAGAAUCUUACAAUGACUGGUACGUUCCAACAGCUGUCUCGCCUACAUUGUCUGAGCAUCUUCUCAAAGGUACACAUCCAUACUUGAAAUACCAAGAGUCCGUUCUCUCUCUCUGUGAUGAAGAUGGAGAGCAGUUCUACGGUGCCAUGCUCGAUAUCAUACGUCAUUUCGAAUGCAUGUAUCCUCAUGCAGUUGCCUCAGCCAUCUCUCUUCCCAGCAGCGUCUCGCUGACAGUUCCUGGUACCCGCUCUCACAUACCCGGUGUUCUGCCACUAGAGAUAUUGGAGCGUAUCCUCGCUUUGUGCGGCAAGGCGGAGCGUUUCUCAGCUCGUUCUAUCUGUCGUGACUGGUGCUUCGCUGCAAGCUGCUAUACCCAUCAUGCAAUCGUGUUCCGCAUGAAUACAGAUUGGCAGUAUUGGGUUAACACCCCUCAGGGGAAGAAGGAUGCCGAGCUUUACGCAUUUGCGGUGGAGUUUGUGGUUCUGCACAUCGUGUAUAAGUGGCGUUUCCCUUUGUGGGUGCUCAGUGUCUCCUACUUUGACUGGCCCACUAUGCCUGGACCCAUCUUCUACCGUGCCUUCCCCAAUGUUCGAACUGUGGUGUUCCACGGGAAAUCGUGUCGUCUUCGAAACUAUCCUGUCUUACAUUUUCCUCAGGUUCUACUGCCUUCCAUUGAAUCGCUGCGUAUAGUGCGAUGUUCCCUUCGGAGACAUAGCGUGGAGUACAUGCUGACCAUGUGCCGUAACAUCCUGAUCCAUCUCCUUGCACUCUUUGAUCAGUCUUCAGUUCAGGUUGCACCGGUCACCCGUUCAUUUGAUCUUGAGGAUGCAUGUGACUGGUUGUCACUAACAUGGAAUUGUCCUGACUUCCCCCACCGUCCACAGCUACCUGAUUUUCGUGGCACUCCUCCCCUCUUGCUUCAGCUGUUUCCUGAUCCUCCUCCUGCUACGAAUCGAUAUUUCCUGUGGGACGACAAGGUCUUCCCGGUUUGCCUCUGCAUGUCAUCUGUUGGUGACCUUGAAAUAUGCUUAACGCCAAACCUGGUCUACAUGCUCCCUCGCAUCAUCCGCCACACCGGCGACACCUUGUCCAUGCUGAGAUUGACGUUCCAUGAGUUUAUUCCUUUGCUGUCAUCUGUCAAGCGUGCACGCAAUACGUACUCCUUUUGUCUCGCCGGCUUCACCAUGCUCACUCAGCUGCACGUCGAAGUCAAUGUCCAGGAUCUUAGUCAUGUUUUGCUCUGCUGCGCAUCAUGGUCGUCUUUGGCGCGUGGUUCUGCUGAGUCUGCAUUCCACGUUGUGCUCCUUCAUACAUCCGGAUUAGCUGUCCAGAUAGAGCAGGUGAGGCAAUCGGGUUCAUUUCCGUCUGUUUUAUGCGCAAUGGAUGUGAAUAUGCUUCGUCCCCUCAAAGGUCUUUUUCAGCUGUCGAUCCGGUCUCCGUUUCCAUAUUCCGAUAUGGGACCGCUGGAACGUAGUGUCGAUGGGAUCCUGGAAGAUCUUAAUACGUCCAGUCAGAUUUACGCUGAGAUCGGAGAGUUUACUGUCGACAAGGUGUGGGACUUACUCGAUCUCAUCGACUCUGUCGAGAUGGAUCACAGUCUUUCUGAUCUCGUCGAUUCUUAUAAGGAUGGUUCUCAUCCGUAUUUUCGAUUCCAAGCAUCUAUGAUUGAUUUAGUCUCUAACGGCGGCAACAUUCUCUACUCUUCUCUUCUCCAGUACCUACUCGAUUUUGAGAGCGCUCACCCUGCAGUGGCUGCUGUCAAGUCCAAUCUCUCUGCACGCAAUUCCGUACUUGUCACUUCGACAUCCAAGUUCAUCCCUUCUCAUUUCCCCCCUGAACUUCUGGAUCGUAUAUUCUGUUAUGUCCCAAAAGCGCAGCUGUUCAUCGCUCAUGCUGUUUCGCAGGCCUGGUGCUUUGCAGCUAGCCAGUAUACCCAUUCCAAGAUCGUCUUUCAUCUUCGUCCUAAUUGGCAGCAUUUCCUUGCACCUGACGAUGAGCACAAGCAUGAAGCCGAGGCUUAUGCACUCGUGUAUCAGCUGGCUCUCAUCUGUGUGUCAAUGCAUUGGAAUUUCUCUGUAUGGGUCGAUACAUUGGUGUCUGAGAAUUGGGCUGAGAUACGUGUUCCCUUCUUUUUUCGGGCCCUGAAGAAUGUUCACAUGGUCGCUAUAUGUGGUUUGUCCACCACAGUGAAACACUACCCCUCGAUUCCUUCUUCAUAUAUUCUCCCUGAAUCUGUUCAGUCUCUCCAUUUGUUCCAGUGUUCUCUGCAUAGACACAGCCUGGAAAGCCUUAUCUCUCUCUGCUCUGAUCUCACCUUCCUUGGUGUCAUUGGUGUGCAUUAUGGACAUGUGGUUGUGAGAGCUACUACACUGCCUCAUGUGGCAUGGUGGUGCGUUGAGAGUGGGAUCACUACCUAUCUAUGCGAUGUGGUCAAUAACCCACCUCCUCCUAUGAUCAAAACUUUACGUAUCAAUUUUCUGGAUGAUCUACCCCGUGUACUGUCCACUGCAACUGACCUAUACGGUAUGCCUCCCCUGCUGAAUCAGCUGUUCACACCAGUGGGGAAGGUAUCCUGCAUUGAAGCGUUUCUUGAAGGUGUCGAGGUCUAUCCAGUUAGACUCCGUUUCGGUGCUCUGGAGUCUCUGGAUAUCAGAAUGUCUCGACGCGUCAGUUAUGUCCUCCCUCAGAUUGCAGAAAGUGUAGGAGCUAGUCUUACCGGACUUCAUCUGUUUUUUCCACCCGGUACAAGGUUUAGCCGAAUUCAUGCUUUCACUUUAGAAGGGUUCCUGUGUCUGUGUAAACUGGAGGCAUCCGUUUCCCUCCAGGAUUUGUUGGCGCUUCUCCAUAUGUGCAUGACGUGGUCUGCUCUUGACCUGCAGCAACACUGUGUCCGUGUUUCAGCUGUAUGUCCUCAUGGGACACAAUCGUCUCAAGAACCUGGAUGCCCUUCAGAUUUCUGA
This is a messenger RNA of Desarmillaria tabescens, 3096 nucleotides long. RefSeq lists its product as uncharacterized. Gene Ontology annotation, molecular function: protein binding. The record is from RefSeq and is a predicted model, not a curated record. The transcript has 9 exons. Bases 1 to 3096 code for a protein of 1031 amino acids. Lineage: Eukaryota; Fungi; Basidiomycota; Agaricomycetes; Agaricales; Physalacriaceae.